Nicotiana tabacum (common tobacco) is the source of this 1334-nucleotide messenger RNA. RefSeq names its product myb-related protein 330. NCBI's taxonomy places the organism in Eukaryota, Viridiplantae, Streptophyta, Magnoliopsida, Solanales, Solanaceae. The record is from RefSeq and is a predicted model, not a curated record.
UCGUAGCCCCUACAUUUACCCUUUACGCCUACCCCACGACACCCCUAAGAUAUAUAGCUUCUUCUAUUCCCUCUUUCUCCAUUAGAGAAACUGCAAAUUAAGUACCAAACAGUUUCAGUCUUAUCAAGAAGAGAAAUUAAUAGUAGUAGUGAAAGAGACAAGCGUAGUUAUUGGUUUUCUCUAUCAAUAUCUUUCUGUAGCUCUACCCAAAAGUAAAAACUUGAAAAGAAAGGAAAGUGAAAAAGAAGUGUUAGAUCAAGUCAUGGGACGUUCACCUUGUUGUGAAAAAGCUCAUACAAAUAAAGGAGCAUGGACUAAAGAAGAAGACCAACGCCUUAUCAAUUACAUACGUUCUCAUGGUGAAGGUUGCUGGCGUUCUCUCCCUACAGCUGCAGGAUUGCAAAGAUGUGGAAAGAGCUGCAGACUGAGAUGGAUAAAUUACCUAAGGCCUGAUCUCAAAAGAGGAAACUUUACUGAAGAAGAAGACGAAUUGAUCAUCAAACUCCACAGUUUACUUGGAAACAAAUGGUCUGUUAUAGCUGGAAGAUUACCCGGAAGAACUGAUAAUGAAAUUAAAAACUAUUGGAAUACACACAUUAAGAGAAAACUCAUCAGCCGUGGCAUUGAUCCUCAAUCUCACCGUCCACUCAACGCUGCCGCCACCACUACCACCGCCUCCGCCGCUACCACCACAACCAAAAACAUCUGCAUGGACUUCAAAAACAACGUUGACCAAAAACCCAAUAUUAUAAACCAGAGGAAUAAUACCACAGAUUCAUCAUAUGAUGAAACAAAAUGCAACAGUGGUACUACUGAAGAAACAAAGCCACUAGAAAUUCCACAGAAAAGUUCACAGCAACUGAUGAUAAAUCUUGAACUUUCAAUAGGGUUGCCAUUACAUACGAAGACUGAUCAUAUUUCUUCAGCUGAGUCAACGGCAUCAUACAACUUCUUGGCGGCGGUAGCACCACCGCAGACGGCUGCAGUACCGGUGACGGCCGCGGCGGAGAUGGUGGCCAAAACAGUUUGUUUGUGUUGGCAAAUAGGAUUUCAAGGUGGUGGUCAGUCUUGUGGUAAAUGUAAAACCGCAACUGGAUUUUACAGAUAUUGCUGACCUUUUUGGAUAAUUAAGUAAUUUUAUUAAUACCAUUUUGGAUAAGUGAAUAUUUUAAUUUUUUAGGUUUAGAUAUUUCCUUUUUUCAUUUUUUGAACAUCUGGAUGCGUAAAUUUUUGCCUUCUAGUUGUAAUCAUCAAUGCAGAAACCUUUGCAGUGCAUUUGUAGCAACAACUUACCACGUUAUGAAAUGGAAGAAGUAUUUAAUUUUCCAGUUUCA